This is a messenger RNA of Sebastes umbrosus (honeycomb rockfish), 5443 nucleotides long. It is a transcript of the gene cdh11, whose product is annotated as cadherin 11, type 2, OB-cadherin (osteoblast). The coding region runs from base 791 to 3247 and encodes 818 amino acids. The record is from RefSeq and is a predicted model, not a curated record. Lineage: Eukaryota; Metazoa; Chordata; Actinopteri; Perciformes; Sebastidae. The transcript has 16 exons. Gene Ontology annotation, molecular function: calcium ion binding; cadherin binding. Gene Ontology annotation, cellular component: catenin complex; adherens junction; plasma membrane. Gene Ontology annotation, biological process: calcium-dependent cell-cell adhesion; cell-cell junction assembly; multicellular organism development.
CGUCAUAUCGCUUCGGAGGCUGUUGGAGAGAGGACGGAGGAUAAACGUUGCUGUCGGUACCGGAUUAGACCCCAGAAGGAGGCAGAGGAUGCUCCGGUGAUUUCCCGACACCCACCACCUCUUCACCACCUCCUCUUCAUCACUUCAGUCUCGGAACCUUAUCAAGACUGUUCUGUCUAUCAUCUGUUAUUAUUCACCAUCUCUCCUGGUUGGUUUGGUGUUUGUUCCUCUGCGCUCCAGCAGGAUCACAAACAGGAGAAAGAACAUUUUGGGUUGUUUUUCUUACCCUCUCUUUUCCAGAACAGAAAACAAACUGGGUUUUCAGUCAGUGGAUGUGUUAGAAGGACAUCUGAGAGAAGAAGCAAUACUUGUUGAGAGAAGUGAUCCUUUUCGUCUGGCUUGUAUGUAGCCUAUUGGGGGAUUUUCCUUUGGAGAGACGGAGCUGCGCACGGAGUCUCUCACUUCCAAGGCAGAUCUGUGUCACCGUGCGGAGGAGAAAACCCUCAACGAAUCCGACGCCAGUAAUGAGCUAAAGGCUGUGUGAUCAGAGGAGAGAGGGAGGUAACCAAUCGUGAGAGAAGAAGAAGAGAAACAAGGAGAAGAAGAAAGGCCGGAACGUGAAAGUCGGUGAUGAGUAUCCGCAGCAACAGCUAAUGAACUAGGAAGUUCAUUAACAACAUUUCGGUAGCAAAACCAGGAUCUCACCUCAGUGGGAGCGGCGCUCCACUGAGAGGAAGCAGGAAGUAGGGGGGCGGAGCGACGUGCACGGCUGGCUCAGGUUGGAGCGAAGAUGCUGACGAUGAAGCGGCACGGCCUCGGGCCGCUGAGGGCCUUCCUGGUGUUGGUGGGAAUUUCUGCGCUCUGCAGCGUCGCGUUAGGAACCCGGAGAGGAAAUGUUUCGUUGGAUCAGAGGGGCCACAGACACAGACAUUCAGGUCACUUGUCGCUGCACAGACACAGACAGAGGGCUGGGAAGGAGGGGCAGGUACUCCACAGGUCCAAACGAGGAUGGGUCUGGAAUCAGUUCUUCGUCAUUGAGGAGUACACCGGGCCUGACCCGGUUCUGGUGGGCAGGCUCCACUCAGACGUCGACUCGGGCGUCGGCAACAUCAAGUACAUCCUGUCCGGCGAAGGUGCGGGGACGAUCUUCGUUAUCGAUGACAAGACGGGCAACAUCCACGCCACGAAAACCCUGGACCGCGAGGAGCAGGCCCAGUACACGUUAACGGCCCAGGCCGUGAACAGAGACACUAAUAAGCCUCUGGAGCCUCCGUCAGAGUUCAUAGUGAAAGUUCAGGACAUCAACGAUAAUCCUCCCGAGUUUCUACACGGGCCGUACUACGCCAGGGUGCCUGAGAUGUCCAAUGUUGGUACGUCGGUGAUGCAGGUGACAGCUACAGAUGCUGAUGACCCGACCUACGGCAACAGCGCCAGGCUGGUGUACAGCAUCCUGCAAGGACAGCCGUAUUUCUCUGUGGAGUCUCAGACAGGUAUAAUUCGUACUGCCUUGCCAAACAUGGACCGCGAGGCACGCCAGGAGUACGACGUCGUCAUCCAGGCCAAAGACAUGGGCGGUCACAUGGGCGGGCUGUCGGGGACCACCGAGGUUAAAAUCACUCUCACGGACGUCAACGACAACCCUCCAAAGUUCCCACAGAGUGUGUAUUCCAUGUCCGUAUCAGAGGAUAAAGUGCCGGGAGAGGAGGUGGGCCGCCUCAAGGCCAAAGACCCGGACCUCGGAGACAACGGGAUGGUGAACUACCGCUUAAUAGACGGAGACGGACUGAACAUGUUUGAGCUGAGCACUGACUCGGAGACCAGAGAGGCUGUUAUUAAACUGAAGAAGCCGGUGGACUUUGAGACUAAAAGGUCAUACACUUUGAAGGUGGAGGGAUCCAACCCUCAUGUGGACCCUCAAUACAUCGCUUGGGGGCCUUAUAAGGACGAAGCCACAAUAAAGGUAUCAGUGGAGGAUGCAGAUGAGCCUCCAGUGUUUGUAGCUCCCAGUUACACUUUUGAGGUAGAGGAGAAUGCGCCUGAAGGCACCCUGGUGGGACGAGUCCACGCCAAGGACACCGACGUUGCCAACAAUCCCGUCAGGUACAUGAUCCCUCUGUACACGGAUAUUGAGCAGUUCUUCAGCGUAAACACAGACGACGGCAUGAUCACCACGGCAAGACCACUGGACAGAGAAGCACAGGCUUGGCAUAAUAUAUCUGUGUCAGCCACAGAGAUAGGAGGCCAUCACCAAGACACCAAAGUGCGCGUUAACAUCAAAGUGAAAGAUGUGAACGACAACGCCCCAGAGUUCGCCACCAACAACGAAGUCCUCAUGUGUGAAACUGUGGAGCUGAGGAAGGUGAUUAAAACAGUGAGUGCGGUGGACAAAGAUGAGAUGGCUCACAGACAACACUUCACAUUCAGCCUCGCUCCAGAAGUCGCUCACAACAAGAACUUCUCCCUCAAAGACAACAGAAACAGCACAGCCAGCAUCGUAGUGCUCCGUAACGGAUUCAGCCGCCUCACCCAGGACGUUUACUACCUCCCUAUCGAGAUAAACGACAACGGUUUCCCCUCUCUGAGCAGCACCAACACCCUGACCAUCAGAGUGUGUUCCUGUGACAGCGGAGACACCAUCCGCUCCUGCAACGUGGAGUCCUACGUCCUACCUGCCGGCCUCAGCACCGGGGCGCUGAUAGCUAUCCUGGCCUGUAUCGUCAUCCUGCUGGCGAUAGUGGUGUUGUUUGUAGCGCUGAGGCGUCAGAAGAAGGAGCCAUCGAUAGUGUUUGAGGAGGAGGACAUCAGGGAGAAUAUCAUCACGUAUGAUGACGAGGGAGGUGGCGAGGAGGACACGGAGGCUUUCGACAUCGCCACGCUGCAGAACCCAGAUGGUGCCAACGGUUUCCUGCCAAGAAAGGACAUCAAACCAGAGCUUCAGUAUCCCAUCAGGCCCGGCGCCGGCCACACCGCGGCCAACAGCGUCGACGUCGACGACUUCAUCAAGACUCGAAUCGCAGAGGCCGACUGCGACCCGACUGCGCCUCCUUACGACUCCAUUCAGAUCUACGGAUACGAAGGCAGAGGAUCACUGGCUGGGUCACUGAGUUCCCUCGAGUCCGUCACAACAGAGUCCGACUUGGAUUAUGACUAUCUGCAGAGCUGGGGGCCGAGGUUUAAGAAGCUGGCGGACUUGUACGGGACCAAAGACUGCUUCAUGAACGAUGGGGACGACGGUGAAGACUCUUAACGGCGGUCUCACUGAGUGGACGCCCCCCCGAUUUCUGAUUUACUGAUUCCAUGAGGAUUUGUUAACUGAGGGUUAACACUCCCCAGUACCCAAUUCUUACCAAGUACCACCUGAUCCGUUCAUGCCAACGUGUCAAUGGACGUUAACAGCUCCCCCCUUACAUGGCGCCUCCCUGGUCCUCCAAGACGAUUUGUUAAUGAACACAUAAUGAACGCUUGGACUCCCCAAAUCUCUCCCUCCCCACCUACAGUAUGUCUCUUUCCCUUUCUCUUUCUACAGACUUGAGCAUCGCAGGGCUGGGAGAUUCGUUAUGUCACCAGUUUGAAAGUAAAUUGUUGGGAAAAAAAUGUUGCUGCGUGAUCAAAAUGACUUGCUUCUAGCUAACUGUUUAGUUUCUUUGAGGUUCUAUAUACUUUUGUGGACUGGAUUCACGUACUUCCUCAAUGGUUCCUGAGAGAUUUGAGUCCCUUGAGUGGGUAUUUUUCCCAUGGUUGCUCUCUUUGUGGUGUAUGUAAAGACACAAAGAAAGAGAGGGAGGAAGGUUAGUAUGGGAUCCAGCAACUGCCUGAUGAUAUGAAAGAGAACUAAAAGGUAAUGAAGACGUAUCGGUGGGGUCCAACAAAAUGCUUUUUUCAAAUUUGUAGUUGUGUGUGCAGAAUUCAGCAGGUACUGUGGUUCAGAUAGCGUGACCGACUCUGGGUUGUUGAUACUUUGAAGACGCUCGCAGCAUCUUCACAGUAUGGUGGCCUUAUAAUAAAUAAACAACAACUCCAGGGGUAAACACAACAAGAGUAACAAUAGAGACCGCUAGCUUCAGUAGCGACACGCAGAUCAAACCCACAAGGACUGAGUAUCUGUGAAAACAAAGCUACACAAAAAAUGUUUUUUCUACUCCCAAAAAGACUGGAUUCAAUUUAAACAAACUGUGGAUGAUUCUUUCGUUUUCAUUCUUCACUGCAGAGAAGACGUGAAAAGAAAAAGCUGCCCUUCUCCACGCCCCCCGUGUCCCCAUCCCUCCUCCCAUCAACAAUCACUCCCCCAUACCGAGUCCACCGAUGAAUGAUCACUUCCUCAUCCAGAGUCCACCAAUGAUGAUCAAUCACAAUGAGUAAAAAAAACCUGUGAGCUCUAAAAAUCGCCUUAAACUUAACGGACACUCUUGCAACGCAGUGCAUUCUCUCUUUUAUUUUCUCCUUUUGUUUCUUUUUGUAACUUGAGAAGUAUAUUCAGAAAGCAAACUAUUCUCCAUGUUAGGUAUGUACAGAGCAAUGUGCAGACGUGUGAUAUCACUUUUGAGGAUCCAACUUGCGCCUCUCGUGCACUCUUUAAAAACGGGAUGUUGCAGUUUCUGCGAGAACAGGUAAAUGUAGACCGGGAAAAUGUGCGUUGUGUUUUUUUCCCUCAACACCGGCUAUGUUGUUAGCAACACCUGUUGUAUCAACACGUGUCGCUAUUUUAACAUAAAACGUGCGCACUGGAAAAUAACACAAGGUGUGUUUACGGAGCCACAUCUACAGAGAGGCUGAAACCACAACAUCCUUUUUAAGCGUGCAGGUUCUCUUUUUUAAUGUUAUUAUAUUAUUAUGAUUAUUAUCGUUGUUUUUUUAUUAUGGUUAUUAUUAUUAUUAUUAUCAUCAUUAUGACAAUUGUUCUUUCUUUGGCUGCAGCUACACAGGGACAAGUUCAUGUUUAACUCUUUGCAGAUGAGAUGUUCUUAUAGUUGUCUAAACAUGGACAGACUACACAGUGUUUCAUCUUUGGACAGCUAUAAGAAAUCUACUGCCAGAAGUUAAAUAUCAUCUUUGGUUUAUGCCUGUGUGAAUACAACCUCUCUCAUUUCUUUUGUUUUGGUUUGUUUUUUUACAUUGUUUGAUCGUUCUUUCUCCCUGUUCGAGAGGAAAAACUAGCAAUCUGUGUUUGUUGCAGUGAGAGAACGCCUCGUUUUUAUUCUCUGUCAAGUUUUAUGGUACCGAUUUGUACAAUUUUAAAAGUUCUUAUUUUAGUAUACAUGCAGAAUAUUCCAGUAUUACAACAAAAACAUGUUAAGAAGAUAAGAUUAAAUAAAAAAAAUGUUACAGCAUCACACUUAUAUUUUCUGAACAUUGUAAUGUUGCUUUACUAUGUGCUUCAAUCUCCGAAGCGAAAAAAAAAACAAAAAAACUUUGAAAUAAAUGCUCUUUUUAUAAAAUGAUAUUG